AUGAGGCCGAGCGAGGAGACGGCUAACGCACACAACAGCCCCCCCGUUGACAUCACCCUCGGGAGACGAUACGUGUUGAAACGAGAGGCCGGAGACCCAGCUGUCUCAACAGAGGCUUUUCCACUUAAGCGUGUGUGCCCUUGUGUAAAUGGCAAAGUCAGAGCCCGAGGAGAGAGAGAGAGAGAGAGAGAGAGACGGGCGGUGGAAACAGCCGGCGGCCACGUCUACACUCGGCUAUGCGUCGCGUGCGCCGAUAUCAACAACGCCACUGAGUUGGUAAAUGAACACAGAAAGAAGGUGAAAAAACUGAAAACAUGUUUUAUAUUCUUGUUUCUUCAAAAUAGCUCUGAUUACUGUUUUGCACACUCUUGGCAUUCUCUGGAUGAGCUUCAAGAGGUAGUCAAAGUGUACUUUUCCGCACACUCUUGGCAUUCUCUGGAUGAGCUUCAAGAGGUAGUCAAAGUGUACUUUUCCGCACACUCUUGGCAUUCUCUGGAUGAGCUUCAAGAGGUAGUCAAAGUGUACUUUUCCGCACACUCUUGGCAUUCUCCGGAUGAGCUUCAAGAGGUAGUCAAAGUGUACUUUUCCGCACACUCUUGGCAUUCUCCGGAUGAGCUUCAAGAGGUAGUCAAAGUGUACUUUUCCGCACACUCUUGGCAUUCUCCGGAUGAGCUUCAAGAGGUAGUCAAAGUGUACUUUUCCGCACACUCUUGGCAUUCUCUGGAUGAGCUUCAAGAGGUAGUCAAAGUGUACUUUUCCGCACACUCUUGGCAUUCUCCGGAUGAGCUUCAAGAGGUAGUCAAAGUGUACUUUUCCGCACACUCUUGGCAUUCUCUGGAUGAGCUUCAAGAGGUAGUCAAAGUGUACUUUUCCGCACACUCUUGGCAUUCUCUGGAUGAGCUUCAAGAGGUAGUCAAAGUGUACGUUUCCGCACACUCUUGGCAUUCUCCGGAUGAGCUUCAAGAGGUAGUCAAAGUGUACUUUUCCGCACACUCUUGGCAUUCUCUGGAUGAGCUUCAAGAGGUAGUCAAAGUGUACUUUUCCACACACUCUUGGCAUUCUCAGGAUGAGCUUCAAGAGGUAGUCAAAGUGUACUUUUCCGUACACUCUUGGCAUUCUCUGGAUGAGCUUCAAGAGGUAGUCAAAGUGUACUUUUCCGCACACUCUUGGCAUUCUCUGGAUGAGCUUCAAGAGGUAGUCAAAGUGUACUUUUCCGCACACUCUUAGCAUUUUCUGGAUGAGCUUCAAGAGGUAGUCAAAGUGUACUUUUCCGCACACUCUUAGCAUUUUCUGGAUGAGCUUCAAGAGGUAGUCAAAGUGUACUUUUCGCCACACUCUUGGCAUUCUCUGGAUGAGCUUCAAGAGGCAGUCAAGGUGUACUUUUCCGCACACUCUUGGCCUUCUCUGGAUGAGCUUCAAGAGGUAGUCAAAGUGUACUUUUCCGCACACUCUUGGCCUUCUCUGGAUGAGCUUCAAGAGGUAGUCAAAGUGUACUUUUCCGCACACUCUUGGCCUUCUCUGGAUGAGCUUCAAGGUGUGCUUGAAGCUCAGGUGACUACCAGGUGUCGUAACCUCAAGGUUGCUUGACUGCUGGUUUCCCGGCCAAGUGCUUGAGCCUGUUUGCAACCGAACGUGACAUCACUCACGACAAAAGUAUCGAAACAUUGCACCCUUUUGAUUUUACGCGAAUCGGUACACGGCAGUAUGAACGGUACUUAGGUCCAUACCCAUUUUCUAAUUUUCAUAGUUAAAAUUCCGCUUAGGGGCCCAAUUUGUACAUAGAAACCUAAUUAUCUUUUAGAAUUAUUUGAAAAAGUACAAAAUAGGACAUUUUCUACGAGUUUAUUACACAUCCUCGUACAAAACCCAAAACCAGUGAAGUUGGCACGUUGUGUAAAUGGUAAAUAAAAACAGAAUACAAUGGUGAAGCUCAUCAAGAGAAUGCCAAGAGUGUGCAAAGCAGUAAUCAGAGCAAAGGGGGGCUAUUUUGAAGAAACUAGAAUAUAAAACAUGUUUUCAGUUAUUUCACCUUUUUUUUUUUUGUUAAGUACAUAACUCCACGUGUUCAUUCAUAGUUUUGAUGCCUUCAGUGACAAUCUACAAUGUAAAUAGGCAUGAAAAUAUCGAAAGUGUGUCCAAACGUUUGCCCCUUACUGUACAUGUCGGUUAUUUUUCUCACUUUCGGCACUGAAGCGUCAUUAGCAUUAGCAUGAUGCUUCAAAUUGCAUGCUAUUUACGCUUGGUAACACUCGUUUGUGUGUUAAAUUCCCAACUGCAUUGCUCAAGCAUUCAGUGACAAUCUACAAUGUAAAUAGGCAUGAAAAUAAUUAAGGUGUGUCCAAACUUUUGCCCCUUACUGUACAUGUCGGUUAUUUUUCUCACUUUCGGCACUGAAAAGUCAUUAGCAUUAGCAUGAUGCUUCAAAUUACAUGCUAUUUACGCUCUCGUAACACUCGUUUGUGCGUUAAAUUCCCAACUGCAUUGCUCAAGCUUUCAGUGACAAUCUACAAUGUAAAUAGGCAUGAAAAUAACGAAAGUGUGUCCAAACUUUUGCCCCUUACUGUACAUGUCGGUUAUUUUUCUCACUUUCGGCACUGAAGCGUCAUUAGCAUUAGCAUGAUGCUUCAAAUUGCAUGCUAUUUACGCUUCGUAACACUCGUUUGUGCGUUAAAUUCCCAACUGCAUUGCUCAAGCUUUCAGUGACAAUCUACAAUGUAAAUAGGCAUGAAAAUAUCGAAAGUGUGUCCAAACGUUUGCCCCUUACUGUACAUGUCGGUUAUUUUUCUCACUUUCGGCACUGAAGAGUCAUUAGCAUUAGCAUGAUGCUUCAAAUUGCAUGCUAUUUACGCUUGGUAACACUCGUUUGUGCGUUAAAUUCCCAACUGCAUUGCUCAAGCUUUCAGUGACAAUCUACAAUGUAAAUAGGCAUGAAAAUAUCGAAAGUGUGUCCAAACGUUUGCCCCUUACUGUACAUGUCGGUUAUUUUUCUCACUUUCGGCACUGAAAAGUCAUUAGCAUUAGCAUGAUGCUUCAAAUUACAUGCUAUUUACGCUUGGUAACAUUCGUUUGUGUGUUAAAUUCCCAACUGCAUUGCUCAAGCUUUCAGUGACAAUCUACAAUGUAAAUAGGCAUGAAAAUAUCGAAAGUGUGUCCAAACGUUUGCCCCUUACUGUACAUGGCAGUUAUUUUUCUCACUUUCGGCACUGAAAAGUCAUUAGCAUUAGCAUGAUGCUUCAAAUUACAUGCUAUUUACGCUUGGUAACAUUCGUUUGUGUGUUAAAUUCCCAACUGCAUUGCUCAAGCUUUCAGUGACAAUCUACAAUGUAAAUAGGCAUGAAAAUAUCGAAAGUGUGUCCAAACGUUUGCCCCUUACUGUACAUGUCGGUUAUUUUUCUCACUUUCGGCACUGAAAAGUCAUUAGCAUUAGCAUGAUGCUUCAAAUUGCAUGCUAUUUACGCUUGGUAACAUUCGUUUGUGUGUUAAAUUCCCAACUGCAUUGCUCAAGCUUUCAGUGACAAUCUACAAUGUAAAUAGGCAUGAAAAUAAUUAAGGUGUGUCCAAACUUUUAGCCCCUUACUGUACAUGUCGGUUAUUUUUCUCACUUUCGGCACUGAAAGGUCAUUAGCAUUAGCAUGAUGCUUCAAAUUGCAUGCUAUUUACACUUCGUAACACUCGUUUGUGUGUUAAAUUCCCAACUGCAUUGCUCAAGCUUUCAGUGACAAUCUACAAUGUAAAUAGGCAUGAAAAUAUCGAAAGUGUGUCCAAACGUUUGCCCCUUACUGUACAUGGCAGGAACAAGACAGGAAGCUGACAAAAUAAGAGCACUAGACAGGAACUAAGGACAGGAAAUACUAAACUCACUGAGGAGGAACACGGCACUCAGGGAACAAGACAGGAAGCUGACAAAAUAAGAGCACUAGACAGGAACUAAGGACAGGAAAUACUAAACUCACUGAGGAGGAACACGGCACUCAGGGAACAAGACAGGAAGCUGACAAAUUAAGAGUACUUGACAGGAACUAAGGACAGGAAACACUAAACACACUGAGGAGGAACACAGCACUCAGGGAACAAGACAGGAAGCUGACAAAUUAAGAGCACUAAACAGGAACUAAGGACAGGAAAUACUAAACACACUGAGGAGGAACACAGCACUCAGGGAACAAGACAGGAAGCUGACAAAAUAAGAGCACUAGACAGGAACUAAGAACAGGAAAUACUAAACUCACUGAGGAGGAACACGGCACUCAGGGAACAAGACAGGAAGCUGACAAAUUAAGAGCACUAGACAGGAACUAAGGACAGGAAAUACUAAACUCACUGAGGAGGAACACGGCACUCAGGGAACAAGACAGGAAGCUGACAAAAUAAGAGCACUAGACAGGAACUAAGAACAGGAAACAGUAAACACACUGAGGAGGAACACAGCACUCAGGGAACCAGACAGGAAGCUGACAAAAUAAGAGCACUAGACAGGAACUAAGGACAGGAAAUACUAAACACACUGAGGAGGAACACGGCACUCAGGGAACAAGACAGGAAGCUGACAAAUUAAGAGCACUAGACAGGAAAUACUAAACACACUGAGGAGAAUCACAGCACUCAGGGAACAAGACAGGAAGCUGACAAAUUAAGAGCACUAGACAGGAACUAAGGACAGGAAAUACUAAACACACUGAGGAGGAACACAGCACUCAGGGAACAAGACAGGAAGCUGACAAAAUAAGAGCACUAGACAGGAACUAAGGACAGGAAAUACUAAACACACUGAGGAGGAACACGACACUCAGGGAACAAGACAGGAAGCUGACAAAUUAGGAGCACUAGACAGGAACUAAGGACAGGAAAUACUAAACUCACUGAGGAGGAACACAGCAAUCAGGGAACAAGACAGGAAGCUGACAAAAUAAGAGCACUAGACAGGAACUAAGGACAGGAAAUACUAAACUCACUGAGGAGGAACACGGCACUCAGCGAACAAGACAGGAAGCUGACAAAAUAAGAGCACUAGACAGGAACUAAGGACAGGAAAUACCAAACACACUGAGGAGGAACACAGCACUCAGGGAACAAGACAGGAAGCUGACAAAUUAAGAGCACUAGACAGGAACUAAGGACAGGAAAUACUAAACACACUGAGGAGGAACACAGCACUCAGGGAACCAGACAGGAAGCUGACAAAAUAAGAGCACUAGACAGGAACUAAGGACAGGAAAUACUAAACUCACUGAGGAGGAACACGGCACUCAGGGAACAAGACAGGAAGCUGACAAAUUAAGAGCACUAGACAGGAAAUACUAAACACACUGAGGAGGAACACAGCACUCAGGGAACAAGACAGGAAGCUGACAAAAUAAGAGCACUAGACAGGAACUAAGGACAGGAAAUACUAAACACACUGAGGAGGAACACGGCACUCAGGGAACAAGACAGGAAGCUGACAAAUUAAGAGCACUUGACCGGAACUAAAAGACAGGAAAUACUAAACACAGGAAACAGACAAAUGCAGAGGAAAAAACUAAAACAUAGAUAAAUUGUCAGGGGCAAGCCUGACAAAGCUACUGUCCAUUUUCCGGAUAGCACAGCAAGAUUUAGCUACAUUAGCUCGGAUUUCAGCGGCUUAAGCGAUUCAACAGAUUACGCAUGUAUUUAAACGGAUGGUUGCAGUAUGGAGGCAGAUAGCGAAAACGAAAUUGAAGAAGAAACCGAAGCUGUUGACUCUAUUCAGCCAUGUCUGCCUUAGCAUCGCCGGUAAAAUCAUUCAAGGUUAUCGUCACACUUUGUAUUAAGCAAAAAACAACAAAAAAAAACAUCUAAUAACAUAAUACAAUCAAUCAAUCAAUCAAUUUUUACUUAUAUAGCCCUAAAUCACUAGUGUCUCAAAGGGCUGCACAAACCACUACGACAUCCUCGGUAGGCCCACAUAAGGGCAAGGAAAACUCACACCCAGUGGGACGUCGGUGACAAUGAUGACUAUGAGAACCUUGGAGAGGAGGAAAGCAAUGGAUGUCGAGCGGGUCUAACAUGAUACUGUGAAAGUUCAAUCCACAAUGGAUCCAACACAGUCGCGAGAGUCCAGUCCAAAGCGGAUCCAACACAGCAGCGAGAGUCCCGUUCACAGCGGAGCCAGCAGGAAACCAUCCCAAGCGGAGGCGGAUCAGCAGCGCAGAGAUGUCCCCAGCCGAUACACAGGCGAGCAGUACAUGGCCACCGGAUCGGACCGGACCCCCUCCACAAGGGAGAGUGGGACAUAGAAGAAAAAGAAAAGAAACGGCAGAUCAACUGGUCUAAAAAGGGAGUCUAUUUAAAGGCUAGAGUAUACAAAUGAGUUUUAAGGUGAGACUUAAAUGCUUCUACUGAGGUAGCAUCUCGAACUGUUACCGGGAGGGCAUUCCAGAGUACUGGAGCCCGAACGGAAAACGCUCUAUAGCCCGCAGACUUUUUUUGGGCUUUGGGAAUCACUAAUAAGCCGGAGUCCUUUGAACGCAGAUUUCUUGCCGGGACAUAUGGUACAAUACAAUCGGCAAGAUAGGAUGGAGCUAGACCGUGUAGUAUUUUAUACGUAAGUAGUAAAACCUUAAAGUCACAUCUUAAGUGCACAGGAAGCCAGUGCAGGUGAGCCAGUACAGGUAUAUAUGUAUGUAUAUAUGUAUAUAAAGGUAUAUACAGUACAGGCGUAAUGUGAUCAAACUUUCUUGUUCUUGUCAAAAGUCUAGCAGCCGCAUUUUGUACCAACUGUAAUCUUUUAAUGCUAGACAUGGGGAGACCCGAAAAUAAUACGUUACAGUAAUCGAGGCGAGACGUAAUAUAUUCUUUUAGAUCUUAAAUGUAGAUCAACAUAAUUUCUCCGUUUUUUUCUUCUGGCUACAUCAGUUUUGUGGCCAGUGGAGUAACAAUAUUGCCAGUCAUGGUUACUGUUUAGAGUGGAUCGUGAGAUCGACAGGCGGAUCGGUGCGGCGUCUUCAGUAAUGCGGACGUUGUACCGAUCCGUUGUGGUGAAGAAGGAGCUGAGCCGGAAGGCAAAGCUCUCAAUUUACCGGUCGAUCUACGUUCCCAUCCUCACCUAUGGUCAUGAGCUUUGGGUCAUGACCGAAAGGAUAAGAUCACGGGUACAAGCGGCCCAAAUGAGUUUCCUGGCUCUCCCUUAGAGAUAGGGUGAGAAGCUCUGCCAUCCGGGAGGAACUCAAAGUAAAGCCGCUGCUCCUUCACAUAGAGAGGAGCCAGAUGAGGUGGUUCGGGCAUCUGGUCAGGAUGCCACCCAAACGCCUCCCUAGGGAGGUGUUUAGGGCACGUCCAACCGGUAGGAGGCAACGGGGAAGACCCAGGACACGUUGGGAAGACUAUGUCUCCCGGCUGGCCUGGGAACGCCUCGGGAUCCCCCGGGAAGAGCUAGACGAAGUGGCUGGGGAGAGGGAAGUCUGGGGUUUCCCUGCUUAGGCUGUUGCCCCCGCGACCCGACCUCGGAUAAGCGGAAGAUGAUGGAUGGUUGCUGUUUAGCCAGUUUUUACACAAGUUUAGUUGGCAAUAUAAAGCAGAGAAAGCCCUGCUGGCCACAAAACAGAGAAAGGACAGGAAGAGUCGGGAAAAAAUUAAUGUGCACAUUCAUUUUACAAUUGACUAAAAUAGGAUUUUUCUUCCGCCCUUAGUCCCCAUCGUCCCGCAUUCGGCCUCGUCUACGCGUCAGGGAGCAAUACUUGGCCCCGAUGAUGAGUCCGGCCGAAGCUUACGAUGACAUCAAAACCACGGUAAAGAAAACCCUCGCAUGUAGGCUCCACACAAACCAAAAACAAGACAGGCCAAAAGAAAAGGUGAGACAUCACACGGCAAGCAUUGGAGUUGAGGUGUCGGACAGAGUGCGUCAUGACAGGAGACGGGAAGGAAGUAAUGAGCCCAUAGGCAGGACCAGCUGCGGGCUUGCAGGGAGGAAAGGCGAUGGAAAAGAUGAAAAGGCAAAGAAAAUAAGACGUUUGAGGGAAGACAGCUUGAUGAUGGUGUCUUUGAUGGGCGCCGGGACCUCAAAUGACCAUCUUUUUUUAAAGGAAUUAAAUACAUACUGACUGCAAAAACAGACAAAAAUAAA
Molecule: messenger RNA, 8080 nt
Organism: Nerophis ophidion (straightnose pipefish)
Lineage: Eukaryota; Metazoa; Chordata; Actinopteri; Syngnathiformes; Syngnathidae
Exons: 4
Coding region: 1-1227 (408 amino acids)
Source: RefSeq, a predicted model, not a curated record